AUGACGUGGGGGCGAGAGCUGCGCCCCCUGUCCAGUCCCACCACCUGUGGGUGCUGGGGCAGCUGCCUCCCCAAAAUCUCCUUCUUCUGCUUCGACGCCCGAAUCCUGGAGAAGCAAAGAGCAGAGGAGCAUUUCCGCCAGCUUCAGAGAGAGAGGAGAGAGAUGGGGAGAGAGCUGGAAGAGAUAAAGAAGGACAUAAGGAGGUUAAACAAGGAGGAGUGGAAGCUGGAGGAGAAGAGGAGGAGGCAGCGGGAGAAGGAGAAACAGGAAGAGAGAAGAGAAAAGGCUCAGUGGAAGAAGUGGAUGGAGCGCAUGAGGGUCAGCCAGGAAGAGAGGCGGGAGCUGAAGACGCUGAGCGAGCUGAGAGCUUUGGAGAGAAAGAGCGGGAGAUCGGAGAGGGAGCAUCACAGAUCUACUAGAAAGAUGGACGCUCUGCAGCAACCCUGGACAGGAGCUGUACAGAAAGGCCUGCGUACCUCCCAUUCCUACAUGGAGACGCAGGGAAACCUGCAGGAGAAGGUGAUUGAGCUCCAGAUCAGGGAUGUUCGGCUGAUGCUGGAAACUGGAGAUGUUCAGAAGGACAGAGACAUCAGAAGCUUGGAAGAGUUGGUGAGACAGAACGCUGCUGAGAUUCUGCAGUGCAAAGAGCGAGAGGAGGAGCUGGAACAGGAGGUAAAGAACAUGAGGAGGAAAGUAUUCAGGAGAGCUCAGAGAGAAGGGAAAAAAACAGACGUGGAGAGAGAAAGCUUGCUCCUCCUUCAGAGAAUCCAGAAAGAGAAACAGAUGGAAGAUCUGAGAUGGAGAGAGAGGGAGGAGGCACUGGAGAGAGAGCUGGAGGAGUUGAAGCAGAAAAUGGCCUCCAUUGAGAAGAGCAGAGAGCAGGAAUGGCUUCCAGAGUUUGGAGUGCAGCGAGAGAUAGAGAGAGAGACAGAAAUGGAACUGGAGAAAGAGCUGGAUGAGAUGAAGGAGAGACUGUCAAAGGAAGAACAGCAGAGAGAGGAAGAUAGACGGAGAGAGAUGGAAUGACUGAGGGAGAAAGAGAGAGAGAUGGAC
Molecule: messenger RNA, 1053 nt
Organism: Colossoma macropomum (tambaqui)
Lineage: Eukaryota; Metazoa; Chordata; Actinopteri; Characiformes; Serrasalmidae
Product: trichohyalin-like
Exons: 2
Coding region: 1-1026 (341 amino acids)
Source: RefSeq, a predicted model, not a curated record